This is a messenger RNA of Lachancea mirantina, 507 nucleotides long. Lineage: Eukaryota; Fungi; Ascomycota; Saccharomycetes; Saccharomycetales; Saccharomycetaceae. The record is from the annotation of a GenBank genome assembly.
AUGUACCAAAAUAUCAGCAAGGACGCUUUAAAUGCGCGCUGGAUCCUGUGCUUAAUCACCCAAACUGUACUUCAACCAUCAAACGUGUUCGUUACCUUGCUGGUUACCACUGAGUUCUCUAUUAGAGAAGUCGAACCACCGGGUCAAGAAACUGUUGAUGUCAGUUCAUACGAGGUCAUUCAAAAGAGCCCAUCAUUUAAAGGUAACCAAGAUCAACUUUCGAUUCUAAUCAGCCUGUCUCACGAUGAUAACAAUUACAAGGAAACGCUAGAAACGCUACCGAAGCUCUAUCAAUUUGGUCAUUGCCAUCUUGACCCUGUAGGUAUAGUAAGCCCCAACCUACUGGCUUGUGAUCUUGCUGCCUUUUAUGGAUUUAGAUAUGAUGUUAGACAAUUAAGCAGAGAUAGAUGUUACAAAGAAGACCUUCGACAAUCGGACCGUGCCAUUUGGUACUACCUAUGUGUUUUAUAUGCCCUAUGCUGCUAUGCUCGUAUGCUCCUCUACUAG